UUUAGCAGAUAUAAUAAUCUGAAGAUCAAAACACAAAAAAAAUGGCAGAAAAUGUUGCGAAGAAGGCGCAUGCUAUCAUGAUCUCGAUGCCAUACCAAGGACACAUAACCCCAUUCGUGAGCCUGGCUCUCAAGCUCGCCUCCAAAGGCAUAACGAUCACCUUCGUUCAUCUCGAAUCCGUCCACCACAAACUAUCCAAAGCCAGCCACAAAGCCGAUCUCUUCGCCGAUGCUACGGAAUCCGGCCUUGACAUACGCUACGCCACCAUCUCUGACGGCUUCCCUCUCCACCACGACCGAGAUCUCCACCCUGAAAAAUACUGGACCACUCUCCUCCAAAUAUUUCCGUCUUAUGUCGACGAUUUCGUCGGAAAAUUGAUCCGCUCCGAUCCACAAUCCCUCCAUUUCUUAGUUGCUGACACCGUUUACAUCUGGCCGGCCGCCAUCGCUCGCAACUACAAUCUCAUCAAUGUCUCCUUCUAUACUUCUCCGGCUCUCGUCUUUUCUCUGCUCUACCACUUGGAUCUUCUCAGAGAAAGAGGUCAUUUUCUACGAAAAGAUGAGACGGCGGAAAUCGACUACGUUCCUGGAGUAGGCUCGAUGAAAAUCAGGGAUUUGAUGACAUCUCUAUCGAAAAGCAGCGACAUCACCGGAAAUUCUCUGUACAAAGCGUUUGAGGAAGUGAAAAAAGCAGAUUUCAUAUUGCACAACACAGUUGAAGAGCUAGAAUCCGAUACACUAUCAGCUCUCAACAAAUACCAGCCCAACUACGCCAUCGGCCCCAUCAAUUUAUCCGAGGCCAGCAGCGUCGCCGUCGGGAGAAGCCUUCACGCCGAGGUAGACUUAACCAAGUGGCUCGGUUCCAAGCCGGCCGGUUCGGUUUUAUACGUCUCGUUCGGGAGCGUGGUUCAGACUAGCAAGGAAGUGAUCGGAGAGAUAGCUCACGGUCUUCGUCUCAGUGAGGUCAACUUUAUUUGGGUUGCUCGAGCGCAUCUCACCGCUUCCGGUGAUUCCAAUGUUUUACCGGAUGGAUUCGUGGAGGAGGUCGGAGAUCGGGGAUUGAUAGUUCCGUGGUGCGAUCAGAUUAGUGUUCUUUCAGAUCCGGCGGUUGGGGGGUAUUUGACGCACUGUGGGUGGAACUCGGUGGUGGAGAGCAUGUGGUGCGGCAUUCCGAUGAUCUGUUUCCCAGUGACUUACGAUCAGCCGACGGUCAGGAAGCUGGUGGUUAGUGAUUGGGAGAUUGGAAUAGAUCUCGGCGAUGCAGCGACGGUUGAUAGGGAGGGAGUUGCGGAGAAGGUUAGGAAUUUGAUGAGCGGUGGCGCUUCCGAAAAGAUGAGGAAAGAGGCCGCAAAGGUUAAGCAGAUGGUGCGUGGUGCAGUGGAAGCCGAUGGAUCUUCUUCUGUCAACAAUUUUAAUCGUUUUAUAGUGGAUUUGAAGAACAAACUCUGUAUCAAUUAAUUGUGUAUCAUUCCAAAAUGUAGUUCUAUAUCUGGACUAUUCAAUUGCUAUUUUGCAGUAGAGUGAUGCUAUAUUUUGCAUUAAA
Molecule: messenger RNA, 1542 nt
Organism: Salvia hispanica
Lineage: Eukaryota; Viridiplantae; Streptophyta; Magnoliopsida; Lamiales; Lamiaceae
Product: UDP-glycosyltransferase 86A1-like
Molecular function (GO): quercetin 3-O-glucosyltransferase activity; quercetin 7-O-glucosyltransferase activity
Source: RefSeq, a predicted model, not a curated record